AUGACAACGCAAUCUUCGAUUUGUGAAACCUCCUGCCUCGGUACACCUCACGUCUCAACUGUGGGGCCGGCCGAGACGGAGUCUAUUGCCACGGCAACAGAGGGCAUAAACAACAAUUGGCUGGUGACCUGUCCUCCAGACGAGUCGGUAGACAUUCGGCCAGACCAGUCGGUCGCUGUGGCUCCGGUCGGACAGGCGAUUUGCUCACAAGCGGCCUGCUCGGCAGAAGAUUCUGCCUCAGGUCGCCAUGCCUCGGUGGUGGGCAAGGACAGGAGGGCAGAAGAAGUAGAGGCAGAGGAAGAGGAAGAAGAAGAGGAGGAGGAAGAGGAGGAGGAAGAGGAGGAGGAGGAAGAGGAGGAAGAAGAGGAAGAAGAGGACGAGGAAGAGGAGGAGGAGGGGGAGGGGGACGAGGAGGAGGAGGAGGAGAUGAAAGAGGCGGUGGAGGAGGAGGAGGAGGAGGAGGAGGAAGAGGAGGGCGUCAAGGUGCUCGAGAUCCGAUGUGAAGAAGGACUGCUGAGACAAUCGACUGGUUUCGCCUCCGAAGAUGAUGUGACGCUGAGGCGUCAGGUCCAGUUGAGCGCGAUGAAAUGCCCAUCUCUGGACGACACGUUCUCGCGAGACGACGUCUCCACACCGAUGUGGGCGUCGUUGACGACCUCGCUGAUCUCGUCCAGCACCGCCAGUCCGUCGGCCACCGGCACAAGCUUUCAGAGCACGCCAACCACAUGUCAGCCGGCAUGUUCGAGGGGAAACGAGGCGCGGCCGGUGACAGAAGCCGGAAAAACGGGGUACAGUCCGUCGGCGUCGGACGACUUCACCGGCCUGCCCAGCAUCGUCUUCUCCAACGACCUGCUGACGGCCGGUCAGGCCAAAGGCGGUCUGUUGGUGCUGCGCUCGGCGGCCAACGCGAAUCCCAGCAUCACGGAACAGUUCAACCAGAUCGCCAAAAUGAAUCGCGGCAGCCUGCGCACGCGACGAGUCAUCCAGACGACGACGACCCGACUCACCUGCCUCGCGGUCGCGGCCGCCGGCUCGAGUCCCGCCAGGCCGGACACGUGCGGCGGCAGCGUCGACCGACUCACCGGCCCGACGGGCGACGCCGGCGAGUCCGGCGAGUCCGGCGAGCCCAGCGAGCCCGGCGAGUCCGGCGAAUCCAGCGAGCUCGGCGAGCCUGGCGACCGGCCGACGUGUCCGCGGGAGACGGUCCGCAGUCGGCUGCCUCGGUACGCGUUGAUAGCGCCCGGACUUGGACCCGGACCUGCAGGCGGGGCCAAAUCGGCAGCCGGACUCGGACUCGGGUCGCUCUGUCUUUUGCCCUCGGGGCAGACACGCGGCACCGGACGACCCGGCGGAAUUCGUUAUCAUCACGCUCGUUUCCAUAGCGACGAAACGACACCCCUGUGUUAUGUGCCGUCGCAACAUGACGUUGGCAGGACGGAAGAGCCGGACGACGUGAAGGGCAUUGCGGAUGGCCGGUCGCCGGUUGCCAGACAGGCCGGACGGAGUCUGAGACCGACGGACACUUCGAGCGCUGGAUCGACGCCGGCCGGCGGUUCCGCGAAAGGCCUCGCGGUCGGGACAGACUCGGACCGGAUGCCGGCGUCUCGAGGCAGCAACGUGUUGCGAAGCAAAAGCGCCGCCAGCACUCUGCCCAGUCGGAUUCGGGGCAAGAUUCGCUUGCCGAUUCGCUCCGAGACGUCGGGCUGUGCCACCGCGACUGUUGCCACGACUACGGCCCUGACGACCAGCACAUUCAGGUCUACCACGACAAGCACCGGCUCUAGCUGCAACGAUUCCGCCAAACUGGCCAGAGAGAGUGGACAGACUCCUCUGCGUAGCAACUCGAGUACGUCCGGAGAGCUGUCCGGUAACCUGCCGACGCAAUUCGACGCCUGUUCGUCAACCGGAGAUGCAGUUGGCAUGGCGACCAGUUUCUUGGCUGGAACAAAUCGAACCACAAAACAUACUGAUGAUCCUAACUACCAAAUAAUUGCACAGUUUCUGCCCACCGACCAGCUUGAGAAUUAUGCAAUCUCCGAUGCGUGUAUGACUCAAGCCUUAAAAAUCUACAGAUCUUUAUCGGCAGUCGAACGCGGAUCAUCCUCUGAGUGA
Protopolystoma xenopodis is the source of this 2112-nucleotide messenger RNA. The record is from the annotation of a GenBank genome assembly. NCBI's taxonomy places the organism in Eukaryota, Metazoa, Platyhelminthes, Monogenea, Polystomatidea, Polystomatidae.